AUGGCACUCUUCUACCACGAUCCAGAACUUCGACAAUUCGAAAACCAAAUCUCCAAUGUGUUUUCUAAUUUCUUCACAGACCUGAAUACAGCCAGACGCGGCGGAAAUGUUCGUGCUGGUACUCGGAGCGCAAUUAAUGCUACUUCCUGGACUCCGGCUCUUGACGUCUACGAAACAGAUAAAGAAUUUGUAGUACAUGCCGAAUUAGCUGGUGUUCCAAAAGAGAACGUAAACGUCGAUUUGCGCAAUAACGUACUCCAUAUUUCUGGUGAAACAAAACAAGAUCAAAAAUAUAAAGAAGGCAAUGCACAUAUUCAAGAACGUCGUUACGGCAACUACGCGCGUACUAUCUCGUUGCCAUCAAAUGUAAAGUCCGAUGAGAUAGCAGCAAAAUUUGAACAUGGAUUAUUGGAAGUAAAGAUUCCGAAAGCUGAAAACGCUACACCAAAAAAAAUUACUGUCCAAUAA
Ambispora leptoticha is the source of this 468-nucleotide messenger RNA. Lineage: Eukaryota; Fungi; Glomeromycota; Glomeromycetes; Archaeosporales; Ambisporaceae. The record is from the annotation of a GenBank genome assembly.